Molecule: messenger RNA, 384 nt
Organism: Fusarium pseudograminearum CS3096
Lineage: Eukaryota; Fungi; Ascomycota; Sordariomycetes; Hypocreales; Nectriaceae
Exons: 3
Coding region: 1-384 (127 amino acids)
Source: RefSeq, a predicted model, not a curated record
AUGUCUCUUCCCCGCCGCUUCUCCAUUUCCAUCAAUGGUAGGCCUAUCGGCAUGCCCAGAAGCAACCCCGAUGAACCAACUCAGGCAAAGGCUUGCGACAUGGGCGACGAGCCUGCCGUAUUUGAGAUUCAAGACCGGCACCUCGUCAGCGGCCCGUUUGCAAUGGGCCGUCACUGCAUGGAAGACCUCAGUCUUCGGCCCAAACGUGUCUUAUGGUGUCCCAGGGAACAGAUGGGCAUGUUGCGGCCUGUCGACGUUUUGGACAAUGGGAAUGGUCCUGAACUCGGUCUUAGUGGCGGCAAACUGGCGUACGAUAACGGGCAACUUGUAUGCCCGCUCAUCCCAGGGGGCCCGGAGCAGCGAGUUGAGAUCCUACCUAUGUAG